This is a messenger RNA of Meloidogyne enterolobii, 608 nucleotides long. The record is from the annotation of a GenBank genome assembly. Lineage: Eukaryota; Metazoa; Nematoda; Chromadorea; Rhabditida; Meloidogynidae.
AUGCAGUACCUUAAAAGUGCAUUAACGGGAGAACCUCUUGAGCUUGUUGAUCAAUACCCUUUAGAGGCUAAAAAUUACAAAAUUGUGCUGGCUUUAUUACAAAAGAAUUUUGGUGAUAAAGACAGUAUUAAGUGUAGUUUACAUUCUGCUUUAAGGCGUAUGCCUCGUUCUGGUAAAUAUGUCCCUGAAAUAAGAAAAACAUUAAGAAAAAUUGAAUCAAUAAUACAACAAUUAGAAAAUAUGGGGGAAAACACGGAGCAUGAACAGCUAAUCCUUGAGAUUGAGUCUAAAAUGCCCAAAAGAAUUUUAACUGAAAUUUAUAAAAGAAAAAGGACCGAAAUAGGUUGGAAUUUGAAAAAAAUGUUAAAAUUUUUGGACGACUUUUUGAAACUGGAAGAGGAUGUAUAUCUCAUUCAUAAAAUUUUGAUAUUGAUAAAGAUGAAGCGGAUUCCAAAAUAAAGAAUAAUUAUAAAAAUAAGUCCGUGAAAGUUCAUGCUACCGCUAUGUAUUACGCAAAAGCCGCAAAUUUUAAUAAAAAGGGUAAUGAGGUAAAACAAUUACAUAAAUGUUCAUUAUGCGAUAAAUUUCAUUGGGAAGACAAAUGCAUU